Molecule: messenger RNA, 1418 nt
Organism: Rhizopus microsporus ATCC 52813
Lineage: Eukaryota; Fungi; Mucoromycota; Mucoromycetes; Mucorales; Rhizopodaceae
Product: kinase-like protein
Exons: 2
Coding region: 65-1096 (343 amino acids)
Biological process (GO): negative regulation of apoptotic process; intracellular signal transduction; protein phosphorylation
Cellular component (GO): cytoplasm; nucleus; cytosol
Molecular function (GO): protein serine/threonine kinase activity; ATP binding
Source: RefSeq, a predicted model, not a curated record
UUUUUAUUAUUAUUCUUUUUAUUAUUUAUUUUUGUUAUUUCAUUGAUUGAUCUUUUUAUAUAUAAUGGCAACAAAUAAUAACCAAUCCAUUCCACUUUAUCGUAACCCUCAAAAACCAAUGCCACUUCAACAACCUACAACUAUUUCUGCUAAAUCAUUAAUGCAUCAUACACUUCAUCCAGAAUUUACUGAAAAGUAUGUCCUUGGUCAAGAAUUAGGUAGUGGAGGGUUUGGCUUUGUCGUGUCUGCCUAUGAGCGUGAAACAGGUAUCGAACGCGCUGUCAAGUUUAUUAUUCGUAAAAAGGUGCCUAGCAGUGCCUGGGUUCAUGAUCCAGAUAUGGGCCCUAUACCUCUCGAGAUUUAUGUUUUGAAGCAUGUGCGUCAUCCUAAUAUCAUUCAGUACUGCGAUUCCUACCAGGAUGACAUCUUUUUCUAUUUGGUCAUGGAACUUCACGGCACACAAUGGACAGCCGAGUCACCCACGCACUCACCCGCUCUCUCAGAGAAUUCACAGUCAACAAUCGAAGAAGAGGAAGACGAAAUUGAGCCUAGUCCAAGACAGUUUGUCCGUCGUACUUCCUGUGAUCUGUUUGAGUGCAUUGAACAGCAUAAAUACUUUGAAGAAUCAAAUGCACGAAAGAUAUUCAAGCAGAUUGUUGAAUGUGUUGCCCAUCUCGACAAUCUCGGUGUCUGUCAUAGGGAUAUCAAGGAUGAAAACAUUGUGAUUGACCAAAACUUUCAGGUCAAAUUAAUCGACUUUGGUUCUGCCGUCUUGAUCCCUCGUCAUGCCAACAAGAAACUCUUUACACGAUUUUACGGCACAGUUUCAUAUGCUUCACCUGAAAUUCUGCUACAGAAACCUUAUCGCGCAGAACCAGCAGAUAUUUGGUCAUUGGGUAUCUUGCUUUAUACAUUGCUAUUUGGUGAAAUUCCAUUUCCUGAUCCAAAAUCGGCCAUUUCUGGUCCUAUUCUUAAGCCGAAACACAGAGUAUCUAUGCAGUGUAAGCACUUGAUUGCUUCUUUGCUAGAAAAAGAUCCCGAUCAAAGACCAACUAUUCAUCAAGUGUUGAACCAUGCUUGGCUAAAUCAAGAAUAAGUAUGAUCAUUUAUGAUUCUCUAAUACCCUUCCUCUAUAAUGCAUUUCUUUUUCACUCUAUUUUCAACUCCUAAUUAUACCUUAUUACUGCAUUUACUUACCCCCUUUUUAUUUUUUGCAUGUUUAAGUUUAUACAUACACAUUUUUUUUAUAUACACACAAAAAGUAAUUCUUUUUUUCUUAGGGCCUUAUUAUGUAAAUUUACUAUAAUCUGUAUUAUGACACCCCUUUUUUUAUUGUUACGUUAUUUUGGCAUGCCAAAUAAACACUAUGUUAUAAUCUUGAUAACACUUGUUAUUAUUACAUAAUGGUUUCUUUUUAG